AACACGGAGAGACAGUACCAUAAGUAGCCUCACCAUACGCACACACUCUCAUCUUCAUAAGGAUUUUGGCCUAAACUACGUCCCUGUAACACUCUACUGUCUCCAAACAAUUUCAGAAACCGGAUUUAGUCGAAGUUCUGUCAGUGUGUGUGUGUAUGUAAUUCGAUUUAAGACAAAGGUAUAAAACUGCGCAUUAUUUUGGCCGAGUAACGGUUCGGGUUGUGGCAGUGAGAGCUUCCUCGUGUUGGUGGUGAAGGACUCCCGUACGGCAGCACCAUGGCGCUCGGUAAGGGUCGAGGCAACAUGGAGGAACACCUCGAGCUGUUGCAGUACCUCAUGUAUAUCUUCAACACAGUCUUCUUCAUGGCUGGGGCGGCCAUCUUCGCCCUGGGUCUGUGGAUCCUGUUUGACAAAGACAUGGGUGACUACAUCCCUGGCCUGGGGAUGUUCAACUACUGGAACGCGACCACUGGCCUGAUGGUCGCCGCGGCCCUCGUCAUGGUCUCCUCCUUCCUUGCCUGUUGCGGUGCCUACUUCAAGAGCACCUUAAUGAUCAUAGUUUACAAGGUGUUGACAGUCGUCACCUUCAUCAUGCUGCUGGUUGGAUCUGGUUAUAUCCUCGCCCAUGGACUGGAGGACUCCCAAGCUUUCCCCGUCAUCCAGGAAGCCAUGAGGAAUUUAAUUUAUCAAUACCAAUGGGAUAUGAACUCUAGGAGGACUGUCGACAUUAUCCAGGAAUAUGUGGGGUGUUGUGGUGGCUACUCUGCUAGUGACUACACCGACAUUCAUAUGCCCAUACCAGACACCUGCCGGGACCAGGUUACCGGGAACCAGUACGGUGAUUCGUGCGCUGAGAUCUUCUCCCAGUAUCUGGAGGUCCGGACCGGGUGGAUCACUGGCUUGUCCCUGAGUCUCUGCUUCUUCCAAUUCUUCUCUAUGAUGUUUGCCUUCUGCAUAUGGCAAGCGAUCAAGGAGCUCAAGCACCCUAAAUAACGUCGUCCUUCCGGUUUUCAAGGUGACGAAGCACCAAAAUUUAUAAUGUAUUUUGUAGUGUAGUUUAGUGUAGUGUACACAGUGUGACGAGACACCUUCACAGAUUCAGAUAUAAAACAGACAUUCUGAAUUUAGUAUUCUGUCAUGUAGGAUUAAGAAUUAAUAAUAAUUUGAUACUUUUGUCAAUACUCUCCAGUAUUGUAGUUAGAUAAGCAUUUUUACAUACUGUACAUGUGUUGUGGGUCAUAAUUCUUCAUAGCUGCACUUUUUCUACCCACGUAACUCAAAAUAGGAUAAAUAUAUCUGUAUAUAAAUUGAAGCUAAGCUUAAUCAUUCCUUUAAUAUUUUCGUUUCGCCAAAGAACCAGGUAGCUGUGAAGUGUUGAGAAGACUUGAGACCGUCUUGUAUUUGCUACACACACACAUGGUACAUACUGUAGUGUGGGUCUGUCCUAGCCACCUUACCCAGCUGCUUAUUUACUUUGCAUCUUAAAAUAUACAAUAUAUAUAUAUAUAUAUAUAUAUAUAUAUAUAUAUAUAUAUAUAUAUAUCUGGUAUUUGAUUUUUUUCACCCAAUGUGUAUUUACAGUUCUUGAGAUAAUCACGGUUUGAAGAAAAUUCUUCUUCCCAGUUCCUUGGUGGGAUAGCUCCUGUACAAAUUAUUGUUCAAAUAGUUAAUCUGCCAAAUAAUGUAAGUGCUUUCUUGUUUUGCUGGAGGAAUAAUUAUACCGAUAUAUUGCAUUAUGGAUUAUGUGUCAUCUUUGAUAUAUAGUAAUUGUUAACACUGGGUCAUGGAAGUUGUCACCAGUGAAUAUAAGAUAUUUCUGAUAAAAAUGUACAGGUUUCUCCAUGCCAAUUUCAUGGUUAUUAUCUCUCUUGAAUAAAUCAAAAUGAGACAAAUGUUUUACAUUAUUAUAGACUUCAUGUUAAUAUGUAAGUUACUUGCUGUUAAUGAUGUUUUAUUGCACCAAGUUGUCAAGUGAGCAGUCACGGGUGCUAGUCAUUAAAACACCUCACUGAAGGCUGAGGUAAGGUGAGGGAGCAUUAUUAUCCUCCAUUGUUGUAAGCAGAACCAGAUCAACACCAAGGAGCUAAAUCAUGUUUUUGACUUUUUGCAAUAAAAAAAUGUAGAAAUUUU
This is a messenger RNA of Homarus americanus (American lobster), 2130 nucleotides long. RefSeq names its product tetraspanin-2A-like. Lineage: Eukaryota; Metazoa; Arthropoda; Malacostraca; Decapoda; Nephropidae. The record is from RefSeq and is a predicted model, not a curated record. Gene Ontology annotation, cellular component: membrane. The transcript has 6 exons. The coding region runs from base 277 to 993 and encodes 238 amino acids.